GUCUCACCUGUCCCGUCAAGGAUAUGAGAAGCGUGCCAGGCAUCGCAGCUUCACACCUGUUCACCUGUUCACAGCUCAUCGGACACUACCUCUGCAGAUCAUGGUAGAUGGGUGGACACCUACCGAGCCGUCACAGAGACGCGUGAACUGGCGCUGUGGCCAUAGUUUCGGCAGGUUUCUUCGCCGCCGGUAGAUCGGCGAUCCACAACGUUGCUGGUGCCUAGCCUAUCGACAGUGCCGUGGACAGUGGCGAGUUCAUCGCUGACCCACUUGCACUCCACUCCACACUGCGCGCGCAGCACACCAUCCAUCCGUGAAGAUCCUGAGUGCCGGAGGGUCGGAACGUCAGGUCAAUAAUCAUUGGCAGUAGUCGGCUGGAGCCAGUGCACACAUCACGAGAGCUCAAAAAUCUCCGCUCAUCCCCAAUGACAAUUUUGUGUUUGCCGUGACAGGCAGUUGAGUGCUAGCUGGGUUGGAUCCAGCAGUUGAAGCUAGCUGACAUGACAUGUACCUUCCACGGCGUAUUGACUUCCCAGGUCUGCGGUAGCGCCAGAGAACAGGAACCAUUCGACGAUUGUCUCGCGAUUCAGUGUUUGUUGGGCUAGGGCACGCGGACAGCAGCCAGCCGAGGGUGUGAAUUGUAGCGCGAAUGGAUGAAUGAAGUCUGUGCGAGGUGACUCCUGUGCUGUAGUCCUGAGUCCUGACCUAGGCUGAUAUCGUGCUGAGCCCAGCUAGCUCUUGAAACGUCAACAAAAUCAGUUCUCUGAAAAGCCAGUUCAUAUUAUUUUUGCUUGUGAGAUAGUUUGCUACUGCUAGUGUGUAGUAUACGGUGACGCACCACUGGCAUUUCUACGAGAGUGGGCAGGUGCAGCUGCAGGUAAAGACACCGAGAGACAGAACAACGCGGGAGGAGAAGGUGAGCGACGGCCUUUGCGGUGCUUCUAAGUUUGUUGACAGCGAGUGGCUACCGGUGCUGGAAGCUGGAAGUGGUGGAGGUCUGUUCCCUACCACCAUGGCUCAAUCAAAGUGGCCGGAGUUCUCCAGCAGCAACCAUUCCCUGCGAUGUAUGUUGAUAGGCCUUGCCAUGCUGCUGGCACAUGUUCCACAGACGCAGUGCCAGAAAAUAGUAGCAAGGCCAGAUAUUCCGAGAGCUUUCGUUACCCUAAACAAACACGAGCCGGGUGUAGUAGUCAGCAUCAAUGAAGGCGGCCGUGCUGAGUUUGAAUGCACUGCCCUUGUCAACCCCAAACCUAUGUACCACUGGACACUGCAGCCGGAGAACAUGCUCAUACCACCGUACCGUGCCGUCUUCUCGGCGAACCAGCGCCGGGUCAUGGUGUUCGAUAUCAUGGAGAAGACGUGUGUCCGGUGUUUAGCCGUCAGCUCGCUGGGCAAUGCAACAGCCACCCGAUGUGUGGAGGUUCUGAAGAAUUGCUCAACACCAGACCGUGCCAGCUCUCAGACCCAGCGGCAUGGUACAGGAUGGCGUGAACACAGUAGAGGCAACUCAGACAUGUUGGACAAUGCAGACGGCCAGUCGGCAUGCUUCAUCUUUGUUGUGGACGAGAGUCACAAUAGCAUGCAAACAUAUCAUAGGUGGCUUCAAGAGGCCAGCUUGGGACGGCGCCUAGAUGUAGACCUACUGCGGCGUAACGUUGGUGUGUUUCGCCGCACACAGUAUUGCAUUGUCAGUUUCGACAGCGACCAGGAAGGAGGGCAUGUGUGGCAGGUCGGCGCCAGGGAGAGCUGCGGUACCGCCGAUGAGUUUGACCAAGCCGUCGACGGCCUGAAGGCCAUUGGCAGAUGGGAUGAUAGCUACGGCAGUAUAUCCCUAGCCCUCGACUCACUGCCAUGUGUCAAGAAGUCAGCCGUGCAGAUCAUACUCAUCACAGACCAAGAGAGACCGAACCUGGCUGACGCACCCAGCGUCAAGCAGAUGAUCCAGAAACUCGCGGAGCACAACGUGAUCGUAAACACGCUCGUUCGCUAUCCAAUAGCAGCUUCAAGCACCCACCGCGCCCUGGGAAUGGAAAGUGAUGGGUCAGUAAUACUGCCGUCGCGUCAGCGGAGGAUAAACAAUGCGUCUCUUAGCGACACAGUGUCACGCCGGCGCAUAUUCCAGGAUUACGUAAUGCUGGCACGACUAUCUGGUGGCAGUGUGUUCGACUUGGACAUGUUGGGAGUGGAGUCCCUUGCCGAUGUAGCUCGCAAGGACAUCCUGGUUAUGGAUAUAGCUGGCAGAACUGUACAGCAGCUGACAAGUACAUGUAGUCAGUGCAGCUGUGAUAACAGUACUGUGCAAUGCAUCCCAGUCAGUUCUACCGUACGACUGUACUGCGAACAGCCUGUUGAGAGUGCAAGCGUCAGAGCUACCGUUGUGCCAGGCCAGGCAUUACUGGCAAGGGGUUCGCAAAUCGAGCUGCACUGCGUGACGCAUGGCGUAGCACCCAUACUGGUGACGUGGCAGCCGCACUCACUCAACGCCGUAGCCAGCAGAAACGGUUCUCUAAUGCUCUACGACUUUCAGCGUCGAGACAUUGGCAAGUACGUUUGUAUGGCUCGGGGAAGUCAGGGCUAUGCUACCUCGACUGCUGAGCUUGAGAUGGAUCUUCUGUGUGAACAGCCACUAAUACCAGCCGCCGGUUACCUCCAACCGUCAUCGCGACGCUACAGCAUCGGCAGCUCCGUGGACGUGUACUGCAACUACGGCCACGCCCGCGUUGGUUACAAGAGACUGCGCUGCCAACCCAACGGACAGUGGUCGCUGCCAAGCCCCAAAUGCGAACCCGUGGCGUGCUCUCGGCCGAGCGCCUUCCCAAACGGCCGCAUCCGCGGCAAAGUGUACACGUACGGCAUGAGCAUACGGUACGAAUGUGAUGACGGCUAUCGGCUGGCUGGCGUGUCCGAGCGGCGGUGCACGGCCAUGGGAAUCUGGACCCAUGCCACGCCGCGCUGCCGAGAAAUUGACUGUGGGCAACCAGAAGACAUUGUGAAUGGCAGAACAGACUCCAGUGACGGCACGGUGUUCCAGAGAAUAAGCCGCUACUACUGCAACGGCAAUGCUGUACUGCUCGGCUCACGGUCACGUGUGUGUCAGAAGAAUGGCCUGUGGUCUGGCGCACAGCCUGUAUGUGUGGAUUUCUCAGAUUUGACUGCGCUAAACGCAGCAUCACGACAGAGUGCAAGCUCACUCAGCCUGGAUCAAUAUGUGGAGGUUAUUACAACACGUGGAAUCAAGGUAAGAAACGGAUAUCAUGCGUCGUACAUGUACGAGGUCAUUCUCUCUAUGCUUUCAAUGUCACACUGGUUGAACUACACAUCGGACCACAGAUCAUCCCUAGAUGUACAGGCAAACAUGCUAUACACUAACUUAUCCAUUGUGCGUGUCCGCCUUGCAGGGAGAGCAAGGACCUCGGGGUGUGUCGGGACCCGUGGGGCUGCAAGGAGUGGCGGGUCCUCCAGGUAACUGCUCACACUGUACGACCACCUCAAGCACGACGGGCAGCAGCAGCAUGAACAAUGUCUCGGUAAGACCAUGCAUUCAGAAUCACAACCAUGCAACAGGACCGCGUACAGAAACACACAAACACGAAAUUACAAGAUUUUAAGUACCACCUUCAUGUCACUUUUAUUUUUACCAUAAGAGUCACAAUGAAGGGUAGAUGCGGCUAUCCCGGAUGCCAAACACUAGGCCAGUCAGUCUUGUAGAAGACAGGCAUUAUGAGCACAGUCAUUCUAGUAAGUUACUUAUCCGUUUGAGAACACCAGCACUUUAGAGAUACACGUGGAGCUCCAGGUCUGCACACCACGCUACACUCUUUAGCGAACUUAGAGAGAGAAGGGGGAGAACAUCCACACCAUGAAGUUAUUCCGUAGCGAAACUUUCCCCCAGUCACGAUCCAAACUAUCGUCACCAGACCAUCACCACCACCAUAAGCACCAAUCCUCAACCCCACUAGCUCAAGAUAGUCAGAGCAUUAGUAGAGAAGCAAUAGAGAGACGAGCGACUUUAGUGCGGGGGAAUUUCGGACACCUGGA
Molecule: messenger RNA, 4038 nt
Organism: Sycon ciliatum
Lineage: Eukaryota; Metazoa; Porifera; Calcarea; Leucosolenida; Sycettidae
Product: sushi, von Willebrand factor type A, EGF and pentraxin domain-containing protein 1-like
Exons: 14
Coding region: 1013-3466 (817 amino acids)
Source: RefSeq, a predicted model, not a curated record